AUGACUGAACAAGAUGGGAGUCCAUUAGGUACUACUGGUGAUAGUAGUGACAUUAUAAAGCUUGCUGAAAUCUUGAAGGAGGUAAUCCUUGCCAAGACAUCCAAGGAAGACGAUUUCGAGUUUUUGGAACGGCCCAAAAGUUACAAUGGUUCAAGGGAUCCCUUCAUUAUUGAAUCUUGGAUCCAGACGCUCGAAGACUUUGCGGAUAUCAAGAAGUUUGAUAAUGAUAAAAUUGCCAAAUUAGGUAUCACUCUUUUGACAGGUGCUGCCAAAGUUUGGUAUCAAAAUCUGCGUUUGCUAAAUUCUGCGCCUACUAAUUGGUUACACUUCAAGACCGAAUUAAGAGCAUUUUUUAAACCGGAUAAUGCUAUCUCGGUUGCUCGGGAUCGCAUGCGCGCCUUACGACAGAAGUCUACCAUUGCUCAAUAUGUUCAAGAAUUCAUGACUAUCAAACUCAGUAUUCAAAGAAUGACAGACGAAGAAGCAGUUGACAAGUUUUUAUCUGGUCUUCGAGAUCCCAACGCUCGAAUUCACAUCAAGGACAGCAUUUACAUGGAAGAGCCUAUUUUAACUGAGGCCAUCCGUGCUGCUCAUAACUAUGAAGGAAAUCGUUUAGAUUCCAGUUCCUCUAUUUCUCGGGGUUUUUCGGUGGAUACUAUGGAUCUUCAGGUGGAUGAUCCAAUGGAUUUGUCGGUGAUGGAGCGCCGUGAAUUAUACAACAUCAUGAAAUCUUGGAACAACUCUGGUGGCCGUGGCGGCCAACAGCAUCGUGGUGGCCGUGGUGGCCGUGCUCGUAAUGGUAAUCGUGCUAAUGUACAGUGUCACAACUGUGAAGGUUUCGGUCAUUACAUGAGGGAUUGUCCUUCUGAACCUCGACAGCAAUUGAAUUAUGCCGAGGCUGGCAACAUUGAUCAUGGCUUUGAUGAUGCUUCUGAAGACAAUAAAGACUUUGAUUACUCUGCUUAUUUGUAUUGUGUCUUACCUACCUCUAAGUCGUAUGUUGAACUUCUGGUAAUUGUCGAUACUCUAAUCAAGAAGGAUCUGGAAUUUGUGAUGUCUGCUGGUAAAAUUGAUACAAAAUUGCCCCUGUACAAUGGUUGGGUGAAUGGUCAUUUGUGCUCCGUAUUGAUUGAUUCUGGUGCUUCUGCUAAUUAUAUUAGUCCGAAACUGUCCUCCGUGGUUACAUAA
This is a messenger RNA of Mucor velutinosus, 1188 nucleotides long. RefSeq lists its product as uncharacterized. Gene Ontology annotation, molecular function: zinc ion binding; nucleic acid binding; aspartic-type endopeptidase activity. The transcript has a single exon. Bases 1 to 1188 code for a protein of 395 amino acids. The record is from RefSeq and is a predicted model, not a curated record. Lineage: Eukaryota; Fungi; Mucoromycota; Mucoromycetes; Mucorales; Mucoraceae. Gene Ontology annotation, biological process: proteolysis.